UCCGCUCCCGCUCGUGGGCGCGCUUCCGCCCACCCAGAGACCCGCGACCCAGCGCCUGUGCACUUCGCGGUACAGUCUCUUGUCUGGAAGCGUCUACGGGCCGCCGACCAUGCCCGCGGGUGUGCCCAUGGGCACCUACCUGAAAAUGUUCGCAGCCAGCCUCCUGUCCAUGUUCGCGGGGGCCGAAGUGGUGCACAGGUACUACCGGCCCGACCUGACGAUACCUGAAAUUCCACCGAAGCCUGGAGAACUCAAAACAGAGCUUUUGGGCCUGAAAGAGAGACAACACGAACCUCAGGUUUCUCAGCAGUAGAAAUGAAAUAUAACUAUGCCAACUAUGUGAAUAAUAUUAUUUUAAAUAUGUAUUUAAAAAAAUUAUUGAGUCA
This is a messenger RNA of Otolemur garnettii (small-eared galago), 386 nucleotides long. RefSeq names its product chromosome unknown C12orf73 homolog (gene CUNH12orf73). Gene Ontology annotation, biological process: mitochondrial respiratory chain complex III assembly. The record is from RefSeq and is a predicted model, not a curated record. NCBI's taxonomy places the organism in Eukaryota, Metazoa, Chordata, Mammalia, Primates, Galagidae. The transcript has 3 exons. The coding region runs from base 110 to 313 and encodes 67 amino acids. Gene Ontology annotation, cellular component: mitochondrion.